AUGCGCCAUUCAGUGUUGCGGGCCGUCGAGUCCACCAAGCCCCUUACCCGGGUUCCCCGUACGCUUUCUCGAGGCUUCAGCACCGUCAAUAACGGAUCCAAAGACCCGGCUGAGCUAGAUCAAAUCACCACGCUGCCAAAUGGAAUCCGCGUCGCCACCGAAUCCCUCCCGGGUCCCUUCGCUGGUGUCGGAGUUUACGUCGAUGCCGGAUCUCGUUACGAAGACGAGAGCUUGCGAGGUGUGAGCCAUAUCAUGGACCGUCUGGCUUUCAAGUCAACGAAGAACCGCACCGCGGACGAGAUGAUUGAGACGUUAGAGGCACUAGGUGGAAAUAUCCAAUGUGCCUCGUCGCGCGAGUCGUUGAUGUACCAGUCUGCCAGCUUCAACUCGGCUGUCCCGACAACGCUCGGGUUGUUGGCGGAUACCAUUCGCGACCCUCUUAAUACCGACGAAGAGGUUCUUCAACAGCUUGGCACCGCGGAGUACGAGAUUACUGAGAUUUGGGCGAAACCCGAGCUUAUCUUGCCGGAAUUGGUGCAUACCGCGGCCUACAAGGAUAACACGCUAGGACACCCGUUGCUUUGUCCGCGUGAGAGAUUGGAAGCGAUUGACAAGUCGGUCGUGGAGAAAUAUAGAGAGGCCUUCUUCCGUCCGGACCGGAUGGUCGUUGCCUUUGCCGGUGUGCCGCAUCACGAGGCCGUGAAGCUCACCGAGCAGCUAUUUGGUGACAUGCGGCAACCCACCUCGCAAGACGGGCCCAGUCUUUCUGGUGCUGGAGUCGACACGACUUUGUCUGAAGGAGAGCACAUGCCGGCUGUCCCUCAGUUUACUCCAACAUCGACUGCGGCGUCUGCGCCCGCUGCUGCCUCCUCUGAUUCGAGUCUCCUUUCCAAACUUCCCUUCCUGAAGAAAUUCGGGUCGGGCAACACUGCCUCGCCUUUAGAGUCGUCGUUGAAUUUGGACCUGAACCAACCAUCUCACUACACCGGUGGAUUCCUCACUCUCCCUCCUAUCCCUCCCCCGGCCAACCCCAUGCUCCCGCGACUGAGCUACAUCCACCUAGCCUUUGAGGCACUCCCCAUCUCAGACCCCGAUAUCUACGCCCUUGCGACCCUCCAAACACUCCUAGGUGGCGGUGGAUCUUUCUCCGCCGGUGGUCCCGGAAAGGGAAUGUACUCUCGACUGUACACCAACGUCCUCAACCAGCACGGCUGGGUCGAAAGCUGCAUCGCCUUCAACCACGGCUACACCGACAGCGGUAUUUUCGGAAUCUCCGCAUCGUGCAGCCCCACCCGGACCACAGAGAUGCUGGAGGUCAUGUGCCGCGAACUCCAGUCCCUCACCCUCGACACCGGAUACACAGCCCUGCAGCCGCAGGAAGUCAACCGCGCAAAGAACCAGCUGCGCUCGUCGCUCCUGAUGAACCUGGAAUCGCGCAUGGUCGAGCUCGAGGAUCUAGGCCGCCAGGUGCAAGUCCACGGUCGCAAGAUCGGAGUCAAGGAAAUGUGCAAGCAUAUUGAGUCGCUCACUGUUGAGGAUUUGCGACGCGUCGCGCGCAAGGUCUUUGGUGGCCAGGUCCAGAAUAAGGGCCAGGGCACCGGUAAGCCUACCGUUGUGUUGCAGGAGGGUGAAUUGGAGGGCUUUAAGUUGCGGCCGUUCCCUUGGGAUGAGAUCCAGGAACGGAUAGCCAGGUGGAAGCUGGGGAGGAGGUAA
Molecule: messenger RNA, 1713 nt
Organism: Aspergillus puulaauensis
Lineage: Eukaryota; Fungi; Ascomycota; Eurotiomycetes; Eurotiales; Aspergillaceae
Gene: MAS2
Product: mitochondrial-processing protease subunit alpha
Exons: 2
Coding region: 1-1713 (570 amino acids)
Cellular component (GO): mitochondrion
Molecular function (GO): metal ion binding; metalloendopeptidase activity
Source: RefSeq, a predicted model, not a curated record